ACCAGGCAACACCAAACAAACACAGCUCUGAUGCAGGACAUUGGGAGCUGCGCGUCACUCGUGCUGCUUUUAAUUUGGUUCAAAAUCCGCUUUUAACACCUCAUUGUUCUUGCACCUGUUGUUCAAGUGUAAGAAAAUGAGCUCCGAGGUUUUAGUGUCAAGGCCGCACUAUGACAGCAGGGCUGUGGCUCUGCGGGGGCCGGACAAAGAGCCCCCAGUGAGGCCGGAGCUCCCGCAGCCGUCCUCGGGCUCGGCCACCGCCGGGUACCGCUCCGCUAAAUACCGCCCGUCCGAGUGGUUCUACAACUACCACAGUAUCCUCCAGCGGGCCGGUACCGACGGCCAAACGGCCAGGAGCGUCCAGCGAGAGUCCAAGGUUCUCUACCAGGAUACCGAGGCGGACACGCUGAAGAACCAGGCCGACGGAACACGUCUCCUGGGAGAGAGACUGCAGGAGAUCCACCACUGGAAGUCUGAGCUGCAGCGGCACAUCGACCAGCUGCGGGCCGACACCGAGGCCCUGCUGGCGCUAAAGAAGAGGCUGGAGAAGGCGCUGGACGCCUCCGAGGCUCCGUACGCCAUCGCCACCGACAACCUGACCUGCAGGGCCAGAAGACUGGGGCCAGACCUGGUCCGGGACUCUGUGGAAGAGGAGCUGUUACAGGAGGUGGACUUGAUCCGGAGCGUCCAGGCUCUUCUGAAGAGGACUACAGCUCAGGUUGUCUGUCAGAUCAAGAUGAACAGAGAGGCCAAGCAGACGUUGGAGUUGGACUGGUCCGAUAAGUACCAGGCCUACAACUUAGAUGACCACAGUGGAAGAUACAGUAACAUGAGCCCAGAUACACAGCACCACCCCAGCUCCGCCACCUUGCAGGACCAGGUGUGUAACUGCACAUCUUGGACACAGUUUACACAAGACAACCUGACCAAGGCGAUGCAGGAGGAACAGGCCACCAACAGUCUCAGACUGCUGGUGGAGCGAGUGCUGCACGACACCACGGAGGAUCUGAGAGUCCAGUGCUCCAGAGUGGACCAAGCCUUCAGCCAGCGCUGUGUGCAGCUGAUAGAGGCCAAGACCCUGCUGGAGAUCAAGCUCCCCCAGAUCUUGGAGCAGAUUGCGGCUCAGGAGAGGAACAUUGUAGCUCUCCAGCAGGCCAUCCACAACAAAGAGGCUCCACUGAGAGUCGCUCAGUCCAGACUUUACCUGCGCUCCCUCAGACCCAACAUGGAGCUCUGCAGAGACCAACCCCAGCUCAGUUUGGAAGGGGAGGUGAGGCAGCUUGAUGCCACGCUGGCGUCUCUGCACCAGCAGCUGAGCGAGGCCAGAGGCUCCCUGUCGCACCUGGAGGAGUCCCGCAUCACUCUUGAGAAGGACAUAAACUGUAAAACUCACUCGCUGUUCAUCGAGAGGGACAAGUGUAUGACCCACCGCAAACGGUACCCAACAGUAUCCACACUGUCAGGAUACUGAAGACAGCGACUCAGCGUUUGUUUUGGAAUUUGUUUUGGAUUUGCUGUUUUAAAAGUCAAAAUCCCAGAUUGGUUUGUCUCUUUGCUGUGAUGUGUGGUGGUGUAAUUUUCAAGUUCAUCAAAUUAUUAGAAGCUGACAACCACUGACAGGGUGAUUUCCUCAUUUUCAUACCCCCCUAUAUGUAUAUGGAGGAAACACUACCCUUACAUUUGAUCAAACAAUGAGAAGGUUGGACAAUAUGAAUAUGUGCUGAUUGGCAGUUAGUUGAAACAAUACAAGCAGUAAGAAAAUGUGACCCUAAAAUACAUAGCCUGACCUCAGUUGGAUGCACUGUUCAAAUUGUUUCACCGGGGUUGUAUUUGAUUCCAGUAGAGAUCUUCCUCUGCAGUGAAGUCUUUUUUUACGUAGUCUUCAACUUCCAUAUUUCAGAGGCGCAAGUUACGAUUAUCAUACUAAAAUCUGCUAAAAGAAAUAGAAGAGAAACUGCUUAUUUACUCAUGUGAUAUCAGUGGCACACGUCAUAAUCUCAUGAGCAGUCAUGGGUGCAAUACAAUUAAAAUAAUGUGAUUAUUUAUCUGCA
Molecule: messenger RNA, 2051 nt
Organism: Acanthopagrus latus (yellowfin seabream)
Lineage: Eukaryota; Metazoa; Chordata; Actinopteri; Spariformes; Sparidae
Gene: tekt4
Product: tektin 4
Exons: 7
Coding region: 137-1471 (444 amino acids)
Biological process (GO): cilium movement involved in cell motility; cilium assembly
Cellular component (GO): nucleus; sperm flagellum; microtubule cytoskeleton
Source: RefSeq, a predicted model, not a curated record